AUGGCCAUUGCAUACGUGUUCGAUGAGGAGGUGGGGCUAUUUCACUAUGGGCCUCGGCAUCCCAUGAAGCCAUUUAGAACAGUGGUUACACACUCUUUGGUGAAAUCCUUUGGGCUUGACAGGAAAAUGACGAUAGUUAAACCAGCAACAGCUUCCUUAACGUAUCAUACAAAAGAGUAUCUAGAGAAUCUUGGGAAGAUUGAAACACCAGACUGCCCCGACAUCAUUGGGCUUUCUAGAUUCUGCGAGCUGUAUGGAAGUGCAUCCAUAAACUCUGCGAUGAUUCUCUCAGAAGGGAAGUAUAAUACUGUGAUCAACUGGAGUGGCGGACUUCACCAUGCACAUAAAAACGUUCCCAGCGGAUUCUGCCAUGUAAAUGACAUUGUUAUGGCAAUUCUAGAGCUUCUCAAAACAUAUCGGAGGGUGAUGUAUAUAGAUAUAGAUGUUCACCACGGGGAUGGUGUUGAGGAGGCGUUUCUGGAAAGUGACAGGGUUCUGACUCUCUCUUUACACAAAUAUGGAGACGGCUUUUUUCCUGAGACUGGGACUCUCAUCACAACAGGGCACAAAGCCGUGAAUGUUCCACUUCUAUCUGGAAUUGACGACCCAAGCUACAAAUACAUUUUUGAGCCGAUCGUGGAGUCUUGCGUCAAGAAGUUUUCGCCCGAUGCAAUUGUUUUACAGUGUGGCGCAGACUCUUUGGGAGAAGAUAGGCUAGGAUGCUUUAAUCUCUCAAUAGAGGGCCAUGCAUCGUGUGUUCGGUUUGUUAAUUCUCUUGGGAUUCCUUUGCUUUGUCUUGGAGGUGGAGGAUAUACCCUGACAAAUGUUGCAAGAUGCUGGGCAUAUGAAACCGCUGUGUUGUGUGGAGAAGACCCUAUCAUCGACAUUCCCAGAGAGAACCCGUUCUAUACAUACUUCAGCCCUACAUAUACUAUUAAUCCUGUGUUCAAAAGAAAGUAUGCCAACAAGAAUGAUAGAGAGUACUUAGACAUGAUUAUGAGCUUUAUACUUGAUAAAGUAGAUAAGUUUUAA
Molecule: messenger RNA, 1032 nt
Organism: Encephalitozoon romaleae SJ-2008
Lineage: Eukaryota; Fungi; Microsporidia; Unikaryonidae
Product: histone deacetylase
Exons: 1
Coding region: 1-1032 (343 amino acids)
Molecular function (GO): histone deacetylase activity
Source: RefSeq, a predicted model, not a curated record